UCGAUAGCACGUGCUCGGAGUGAUUUGCUGUUGAAUAAUGCACAUCGUGAUUUUUUUGAAAUAGUGCAACAAAAUGUUUAAAUUAAUAUAUUUUUUUAUGAUUGAAUUGGCACUCGCGGAUCUUUAUAUGAAUCGAGUAAAUCACAUAGAAUAUUAUAGGAAUAGGACGCGACCAUCAAAAGCUUUUAACAGUUUUUCGACUAGUUAUUUCAACAAUAAUUAUGUGUCGAGGCCUGGAAAGGAAAAAGUGCAGUGCGGUACUAGGACAGUGGACUUUAAUUUACGAAGAGGCAAGAUUGUUGGGGGUAGUGAAGCUCCUUAUGGCGCUUUUCCUUGGCAGGUUGAAAUCCAGAUGUUAGAUCCAGACAAGUUAGUGUUCGGACAUCAUUGUGGGGGCGCUGUCAUCGCGGAGCGUUUGGUUUUGUCUGCAGCACAUUGUUUUGAUAAGCAUCCUCUCCAACUAGAACACAUACGUAUAGUGGUCGGUGAGCAUCGUUUGAAGGUCCAGGAUAAGCAUGAGAACAGAUACCUGGCGGAGAAGGUGGUUCCGCACCCGGAGUUUCGGAAGAACGGUCCGCACAGCAACGACAUAGCAUUACUCCUAGUGGCGCGCUCUAGCGGGGUGCAGUUCAACACGCAUGUGCGUCCCAUUUGCUUGCCCAGCGGUACCGAAACCACGGGGCAGUGGUGCGCUGUGAGCGGCUGGGGGCAUCAGGGAGAAACUAAUGACAACUUUGCACCAGUUUUGAGGGCUGCAGCGGUUCCCAUACUUGAUCUGGCUACGUGUAGAAAAGAUCAGGUCCUGGGUGGCAGACAGCAAGCCAUUCUGGACUCUAUGUUGUGCGCUGGCGUACUUUCCGGUGGCGUGGACGCUUGCCACGGGGACUCCGGGGGCCCUCUCGCCUGUAUAGCGGACAAUAAGUGGCACAUAUACGGGGUUGUGUCCUGGGGUUCGGGGUGUGCGAGACGAGCGAGGCCGGGGGUGUAUACUAGAGUUGUUUCAUAUUUACCCUGGAUUAGGAGUACUGCGGCUAGCAUGGGGCAUAGGAUUUAAGAUAUUUUAGGAACUAGGGUACAUUGGAUAACAUGGGAUUUAAGAUUGGGUACAUUUUGUAAUUUGUUUUCAUGCGAUGUCGGUUGAUAUCUUAUGGAUAUGGAUAUAAUAGUACUGUUUAUGAGGCAAUGUUAAGAUGUUUUAGGGUACAUUUUGUAACUUUUCUGGCAAUGUCUGUUCAUAUCUUAUCGAUGUACUUUGUUUAUGAGGCAAUGUUAAGAUGUUUUAGGGUACAUUUUGUAAU
Molecule: messenger RNA, 1298 nt
Organism: Colias croceus (clouded yellow)
Lineage: Eukaryota; Metazoa; Arthropoda; Insecta; Lepidoptera; Pieridae
Product: trypsin-like
Exons: 6
Coding region: 74-1054 (326 amino acids)
Biological process (GO): proteolysis
Molecular function (GO): serine-type endopeptidase activity
Source: RefSeq, a predicted model, not a curated record